Messenger RNA from Olea europaea var. sylvestris, 3143 nucleotides. RefSeq names its product heat shock protein 90-6, mitochondrial-like. Gene Ontology annotation, biological process: protein stabilization; protein folding; cellular response to heat. Gene Ontology annotation, cellular component: plasma membrane; protein-containing complex; perinuclear region of cytoplasm. The transcript is spliced from 20 exons. Bases 112 to 2490 code for a protein of 792 amino acids. Gene Ontology annotation, molecular function: ATP-dependent protein folding chaperone; ATP hydrolysis activity; ATP binding. The record is from RefSeq and is a predicted model, not a curated record. NCBI's taxonomy places the organism in Eukaryota, Viridiplantae, Streptophyta, Magnoliopsida, Lamiales, Oleaceae.
AUCGAGAACCUUCCAUGGACCCCAGUUUUCUGAAACCCUACUGAGACUCUAAAACCCCCAAUCUCUAAUCGGCCUCUUUCAACAAACAAUACAUCAAUAAAACUUUGCAAAAUGCACAGGGUCGUCUCAAGGCGUUCAGUCUCCGCUAUCUUGCGUGCCGGCGGCUUACGCCACCGCAAUUCCGCAGUCCCGCUUUCUUCUUCCAUUCCCUUCGAUCAAUCGGCUGAUGAUGGUAAGACAGAAAAGAAAUGGUUCUCGUUUUUAGCGACUGGCAGCUGUAAUGCUACUGUUAAGCCUUUUAACUCAAGGAAUGUGCCUGUACUGGGUUACCGCCUUGAGUCGACUUCUGCGGCACAUGAUUCAUCAGGCCUUUCAGCUGAAAAAUAUGAGUACCAAGCCGAGGUUAGCCGUCUUAUGGACCUUAUUGUCAACAGCUUAUACAGCAACAAGGAAGUUUUUCUUCGGGAACUUGUCAGCAAUGCAAGCGAUGCCUUGGACAAGCUGCGGUUCCUUAGUGUUACGGAACCAGAUCUUUUAAAAGAUGCAGCUGAUCUUGAUAUACGCAUACAGACUGACAAAGAUAAUGGGAUAAUUACAAUUACGGAUUCUGGGAUUGGCAUGACACGCCAGGAACUUAUUGAUUGCCUUGGUACCAUUGCACAAAGUGGAACUGCAAAGUUCCUGAAAGCAUUGAAGGAGAGUAAGGAUGCUGGUGCUGACAGCAAUUUAAUUGGCCAGUUUGGUGUGGGCUUCUAUUCGGCCUUCCUUGUUUCUGAGCGGGUCGAAGUCUCGACAAAGAGCCCUAAAUCUGACAGGCAAUAUGUAUGGGAAGGAGAGGUCAACUCUAGCUCCUAUACCAUUCGAGAGGAGACUGAUCCAUCGAAACUCAUUCCUAGAGGGACUCGUCUAACUUUAUAUCUUAAGCGAGAUGACAAAGGGUUUGCACAUCCUGAAAGAAUCCAGAGACUUGUGCAAAACUAUUCUCAGUUUGUUUCCUUCCCAAUUUACACUUGGCAAGAGAAGGGAUACACUAAAGAGGUCGAGGUUGACGAGGAUCCAGUUGAAGCCAAGAAGGAUGACCGAGAUGAGAAAACUGAGCAGAAGAAGAAGAAGACUAAAACCGUAGUUGAGAAAUAUUGGGAUUGGGAGCUUACGAAUGAGACUCAGCCAAUAUGGCUUCGUAACCCCAAGGAAGUCACUACAGAGGAAUACAAUGAGUUUUACAAGAAAACCUUUAAUGAAUACUUGGAACCUCUUGCAUCUUCACAUUUUACUACUGAGGGUGAAGUGGAGUUUAGGUCCGUCCUUUAUGUACCAUCCAUUGCACCCACCGGGAAGGAUGACAUCGUCAAUACUAAGACGAAGAACAUACGGCUGUAUGUCAAACGGGUUUUCAUUUCCGAUGAUUUUGAUGGUGAAUUGUUCCCUCGAUAUUUAAGCUUCAUCAAAGGUGUUGUCGACUCAAACGAUCUUCCAUUGAACAUCUCACGAGAAAUUCUUCAAGAGAGUCGCAUUGUGCGCAUUAUGAGGAAACGAUUGGUUCGUAAGGCAUUCGACAUGAUUCUGGGCAUAACUAUGAGUGAGAACAGAGACGAUUAUGCAAGGUUCUGGGAAAAUUUUGGCAAACACCUAAAGUUGGGCUGCAUUGAAGAUCGUGAGAAUCACAAGCGCAUUGCUCCGCUGCUACGAUUUUUUUCUUCUCAAAGUGAGGAAGAUAUGAUCAGUUUUGAUGAGUAUGUUGAGAACAUGAAACCUGAUCAGAAAGAUAUCUAUUACAUUGCUGCUGAUAGUGUAACGAGUGCAAAGAAUGCACCAUUUCUGGAGAAACUUGUUGAAAAGGAUAUUGAAGUACUAUUUCUGGUGGAUCCUAUUGAUGAGGUUGCCAUCCAAAACCUUAAAUCAUACAAGGAGAAAAAUUUUGUCGACAUUAGCAAAGAAGAUCUAGAUCUGGGUGAUAAGAAUGAAGAGAAGGAAAAGGAGAUAAAGCAGGAGUUUGGUCAAACCUGUGAGUGGAUAAAGAAACGCCUUGGCGACAAAGUCGCCAGUGUUCAAAUCUCAAAUCGUUUGAGCACAUCACCUUGUGUACUUGCUUCUGGGAAGUUUGGUUGGUCUGCUAACAUGGAGAGGCUGAUGAAGGCACAAACAGUUGGUGAUACCUCGAGCCUCGAAUUUAUGAGAAGCAGGAGAGUUUUUGAGAUCAAUCCGGAUCAUCCGAUCAUCCAAACCUUAAAUGCUGCAUGCAAGAGUAGUCCUAAUGACGAGGAAGCCUUGAGGUCUGUUGAUCUUUUGUAUGAUGCAGCAUUAGUUUCAAGUGGUUUCACUCCUGAGAGUCCGGCUCAGCUUGGAGGCAAGAUCUAUGAAAUGAUGGGCAUGGCUCUUUCAGGCAGAUGGGGAACAUCUGCACAGCAAGUAAACCCCCCAUCACAUGUCCCAGAAACCAUGGAAGCUGAAGUAGUCAAGCCUGCUGAAGCUGGUAGUCAGAAAUUAUAGAAGUGAGGACUUCCAAUCUUUAUGCCUUUGUAUAAAUCCUGAAUUUACGGUAUAAUAUGAGAUUUAGUUGGAAGUCCAGCAUGGAGCAACCUACUGGAGAACUUGCAUUACAUCACUGUUAUGCAAAUAAUUUACGGUUAACAAAGCAGCAACGUCCGUCUUUUUCCUUCUUGUUAAUCGCUUGCUAAAGAGCUGAAUAAAACUUUUGACGCUUUUGUGUGUUACGGGUCUGUAUGCGCAUGCCUAUAGGUAGCCUGCUUUCAUGGGAAAAAAGGGUUUGUCAUCAUUUUGGAAAACUGAUCCAUUUCAUAUUAGAAAUAAAUGGAGGGUUUUUCAUUUCAGCUUCCAUGAUUGGCAUCCAUUUGGACUUACUGUAUAAAUGUUGUGGAUUUAAAGUUCGAAGUGGAUUAGAAGAAGAAAGAACUCAACCAGUGUAGUGGACAGCUGCGAGCCCCCCUUUGGCAGCAGCUCCAAUGCUCGAUGUAGCAAUUACUCUUCAUAUUGAAUCCGUCAACCUGCCUUGUGAUUCUUUCUCUAAGCUUGCGUAAAUGAAAUUAGUACUGUACAGCUAACAUUCUCUAUUUGAAUUUGAAAGAAUUCUUUACAUGUAACAGGAACUAAUCGUCAAUUUUAUGUUCUUAGCUUUGAAUUGA